Penicillium angulare is the source of this 990-nucleotide messenger RNA. RefSeq lists its product as uncharacterized. The transcript has a single exon. The record is from RefSeq and is a predicted model, not a curated record. Lineage: Eukaryota; Fungi; Ascomycota; Eurotiomycetes; Eurotiales; Aspergillaceae. Bases 1 to 990 code for a protein of 329 amino acids.
AUGACACCUUUCAUGUCUCCCAGUCGAGAGAGCUUUCCUCCCCCCGCAUCUAGGAAGAAAGGCUCGGAAUACUUCUCCUCGAUUACUGAUGGAAUUGCCAAGAGGAUCAGUGGUCGCUUCAUUCGAGCCGAAGAUAACACCCCUACCGCAACCAUCAGCACCUCGCCAUUCGUAUAUUGGAAAACGCAGGAACUAGUGUGGAAAUGGGACCAACGGAAACUCUGCGGUGCGCGAAUGAACAUGCUGCUCAACUCGUCGCUGCUCCCGCACGGCCACGCAUGGAAUGUUCCUGACAAGGAUAACAUCUUCGUCUCUGUUGGACCACUGGGCGUGAUUGUUCACGAGCCUGCACAUCUUAGAAAUCUUGACUGGUCUGAAUGUGCGAUCGGCGUUUCUCAAGACGAGAAAGGAUCUGGUGCUAGAAUCAUUCUACAGGGCCGCACUAAGAGAGAAUCAGGCAAAAGCCUGAGCAAGCUCCUCGUCCGUUUCAAAGACCCGAUUCUCCCUCAGCCUCUGCUUCCACCCAUUUCUUGGUCAACCGAAUUCUGGAUGUCAGAUUCCGUGGUACUCGACCCACGUUUGGAUGAGGGGGAGCUGAUUAUUGAAGGUCUUCAACUAAAUGUCAGUGGCUCAGAAGAAUAUCUUUAUAUCGGACUUCCGGGGACGGAUUUCGGCGCUCUGUUCAACACACUCAUUACUUCAUGGGGCACUAGCGAGGACUGUUUUAAGUAUUCCUGUGGGUACUUCUGGCUACUUGCAUCCAUCAGCCCUGUUCACUUGGCUCCAGAAGCCCACGGCUCCUCUUUUCUAUUGGAAAAGUAUCCCCUCUCCUUUCGCGAGCAGAUGAGAGGAGAAUCUUGGCUUGUUGCAGCCAAAAUUACGCUCAAGCUGCAGAGGCCAUCACGUCUCAAGUCGAGGCUCCAGGUCCAGGUUCACGCCAUCUCGUCUGGCUGUGUGACCUCAACUCGACGACCUGCCGGCUUUCAAUGA